AUCAAUGGAAGAAAGUGUGAAUGUUACUGUAAACCGAACACCUAUGGAAAAGCCUGUCAAUAUGGGUCCCUGGCAGAAGAAAGUCCAGGAGUUGUUCAUGGUAGCUGGAGCUGCUGGUCAUCCUGGAGCAUCUGUCGAGGAACCUCAGGAAGAAGAGUCCGGAACCGGGUUUGUAACAAUCCAGCACCCAGUGGAGGAGGAAAGAAACUGUAUUGGAGACUCGAUAGAAAGUCAAAAGUGUGAGGAGGAUGAGCUGGAGCACUUACGAACUGUGGAGCCUCACUGCUUUGACAUUAACAUUUUACCUACUGAGUUCUGCCCUCCUCCUCCCACUCUGUGGAAUGGCUAUGUCUUGGAUGAUGACAAUUCGUACUUUGCUGGCAAACGUAUUGUGUACACGUGCAAUAGUGGGUACACACUUGUGGGUGAGGCUGUUGCUGAAUGUAAAGAAGACCUCUCGUGGCAAGUCAAUGCCAUGAAAUGCCAAAGACUUCUGUGUUCUUUGCCUCAGCUCCCAAGUGGCAUCACGGUUGCCCCGGAGAAGGAUUCCUACCAGGUUGGAGAUAAAAUAAAA
Molecule: messenger RNA, 574 nt
Organism: Staurois parvus
Lineage: Eukaryota; Metazoa; Chordata; Amphibia; Anura; Ranidae
Source: the annotation of a GenBank genome assembly